GAUUCAUAAAGAUUUUAUAUCUUGACAAAUCCUGGUUCAACGAUCGCUGAGGAAGGAAUACCCGCUAGAUUAUCCUACCAUUCUGGUCCCUAUCUAAAUUGAAUUCGGCUUUCAGGAUGUCACCGCCUGCUGGCGACGUUGUUGAGGCGGCAGAGAAAAAAUGUCAAGUCGUUGAUGAUCAGCUACACGUGAUGAUUAAAAACGAACAGUUCCUGUGUGACUUAAUCCCGAACGAGCUUCGCAGCUGUGGUGAUUUCGUUCCUUCUGUAAAAUCUGUUGACAACACUCUGUCGUUGCAUUUCGGCCAGGCAAUGAAAUUGACCUUGCUUCGAGGUGAUGGUGUGGAACUUCCUUGUGUAGUUCCAAUUUCUGCUUGCGUUUUGGAUUUGCGCCGUGCUGUUCAGAACACGAUUUCAGAGUUCCUGGAACAGAUUAUCUGCAUGUCCCCCUCCGAGCCUCAAUCAUACAAGGACAUCACUGCGCAAUACACGGACGUUCAGAUUUCCGAUCACAUUCUUAGUGAUGUCAAAACAAGUUUACUAUUCCACUCUCCUAGAUUUAUAAGUUGGAAAAGUGUUUGGCGGUCUAAAUCACUUGCUGUGGUCAGCCCUCAUUCGCUUAAACCACCAUUCGCAAUGCCUUCCAUCACAUGUAUACUAGACGAUCCGAAUGGACGCUUGCACGAGAACUACGGUAUUCGCAAUGGGACUGUCAUCACUUUCGUUAAUCGCUUGAAACGUCGUUGACAACUGAAACUGUGGAAGUUGGUGCAUACACGCGCGACCAUGGCCGUUUGACAAUCUCACUAAAUCGGUUACCUCGUGAACUACUCUCACGGUCACCUCAUCGUAUGCAGCUGAAUACUCGGAGGCCAUUUCUUG
Messenger RNA from Dicrocoelium dendriticum, 881 nucleotides. The record is from the annotation of a GenBank genome assembly. NCBI's taxonomy places the organism in Eukaryota, Metazoa, Platyhelminthes, Trematoda, Plagiorchiida, Dicrocoeliidae.